Messenger RNA from Dissoconium aciculare CBS 342.82, 2309 nucleotides. RefSeq names its product Na+/solute symporter. The coding region runs from base 107 to 2188 and encodes 693 amino acids. The transcript has 6 exons. Gene Ontology annotation, cellular component: plasma membrane. Gene Ontology annotation, biological process: urea transmembrane transport; spermidine transport; putrescine transport. Lineage: Eukaryota; Fungi; Ascomycota; Dothideomycetes; Mycosphaerellales; Dissoconiaceae. Gene Ontology annotation, molecular function: spermidine transmembrane transporter activity; urea transmembrane transporter activity; putrescine transmembrane transporter activity. The record is from RefSeq and is a predicted model, not a curated record.
AUGGUGCAACGAUGUCGGCAUCAAGGUCGAAGUCAAAAGCAUGCUCGUUGCCUGUCAUGCUCGCCUCCAGCAACUUCACGGUCUACCCUUUUGAUCAACAGUUGAAAUGUCGUCGACUCCACCAUUGUCGCAGGCCACUGGCUAUGGCGUUAUCAUCGGCCUGGGCUUCCUUUUCGCCUUUGGAAUGAUGCUGACGACCUUUGUGCUCAAACGAUACAACAACGAACUCCAAACGUCAGAAGUCUUCAGCACUGCCGGUCGAACCGUCAAAUCCGGUCUCGUCGCUUCAGCAGUUGUUUCUUCUUGGACGUGGGCCGCGACUUUGCUGCAAUCGUCCAGCGUUGCUUACAACUAUGGUGUUUCUGGUCCUUUCUGGUAUGCGAGCGGUGCCACCGUCCAGGUCAUCCUAUUUGCUACACUGGCCAUCGAAUUGAAGCGCAAGGCUCCCAAUGCCCACACCUUCCUUGAAGCUAUUCGCGCUCGAUAUGGUGCUGUCACUCACGGCGUGUACAUCGUGUUUGGUCUCUUGACCAACAUUUUGGUAACUGCUAUGCUUCUGACCGGAGGCUCAGCUGUUGUCACAUCACUCACGGGAGUUCCAACAGCUGCGGCCUGUUUCCUCCUUCCCGUCGGUGUCGUACUUUACACUAUGUUUGGUGGUAUCAAGGCCACCUUUCUGACUGACUACGUACACACCGUGAUGAUCAUUAUAAUUCUGAUGAUCUUUGCAUUCACUGCUUACGCCACAAGCGAUCUCCUGGGCAGCCCGGGCGCCGUUUACGAUCUCUUGGUUGCUGCUGCAGAACGUCAUCCUGUUGAGGGCAAUGCUCAAGGAAGCUAUUUGACCAUGCAGUCAAAAGAGGGCGCCAUCUUUUUCGUCAUCAACAUCGUUGGCAACUUCGGCACUGUCUUUUGCGACAACGGUUACUACAACAAGGCCAUCGCCGCAUCGCCCGUUCACGCUCUGCCCGGCUACAUCUCUGGUGGACUCUCCUGGUUCGCAAUCCCAUGGCUCGCGGCUACCACAAUGGGUCUCGCUGCUAUCGCCCUCGAGACCAACCCGGCAUUUCCAACAUUCCCGGCCCGCAUGGCUGCUGCCGAUGUCUCGGCCGGUCUAGUGCUACCCAACGCCGCUGUGGCCAUGCUUGGAUCCGGUGGAGCUGCUGCCACUCUGCUCUUGAUCUUCAUGGCGGUGACAAGUGCCAUGUCCGCUGAGCUCAUUGCGGUCUCCUCAAUCUUCACCUACGAUAUCUACCAAUCAUACAUUAACCCUGCAGCCACUGGCAAGAAACUCAUCUACAUGUCCCACAUGAGUUGUGUCGUCUUUGCGAUCAUUAUGGCCGGCUUCAGCACUGGGCUCUACUACAUUGGAAUCUCCAUGGGAUAUCUCUACUUGAUGAUGGGAGUCAUCAUCAGUGGAGCCGUGUUGCCAGCUUCGUUGACGCUGCUGUGGUCCCGACAGUCUUGGGCUGCGGCAACAUUCACACCACCGCUCGCUCUUGUCUGUUCCUUGAUCGCAUGGCUGGUGACCGCCAAGCGUGAAUUUGGGGAACUCUCUGUCAUUGCGACAGGAUCGAACAACCCUAUGUUGGCAGGAAAUGUAGUUGCCCUCCUUACUCCUCUCGUCUUCUCGCCCUUGCUAUCAUUUGUCUUCAAAACUCCCCAGUACGACUGGCAGACCAUGCACGAGAUCCGAAAAGGCGAUGACUCGGACCUUGCCGCUGCCGCGCAUAUGGACCCGGAGUCGAUUCCUGGAAGCGAGCACGCAGUCUCUCCUGCUCAACGCCAAGCAGCUGAAGAGGAAGAGCAACGCAAGCUUUCGCGCGCCGCCAAAAUCGCCCGAACGCUCACCAUUGUCCUCACGCUUGCCUUGCUCGUACUCUGGCCUAUGCCGCUCUACGGCUCCGGAUACGUCUUUUCGAAAUCAUUCUUCACAGGUUGGGUGACUGUGGGCAUCAUCUGGUUGUUUGGUACUGCGCUGGCUGUGGGCGUGUAUCCCGUCUGGGAGGGACGACGGACAAGCGUGCGUACGAUCAAGGCAAUUUUCAAGGAUUUGACGGGUGGUCAGGGCCGAGUUACACAUGGCCGUGCUACCGUGUUGGACACUGAGGGCGAGAAGCCUGGGGUGAUGAAUGACAAGAAAGGGUCGAUCACUCCUCCAGAGGUCGAGGUUGCUGUCAGCAGAUGAGAUAUGAGAAGGUUGAGAGCGAUGCUGCGUCAUUUUCCAACCACUGCUGGAUUCACGGCACGCAUUCUUGAUUAUUUGCUCAGAUAGGAAUCGAUAUGAGGUUUGGAAGACACAAGAGCUC